Molecule: messenger RNA, 2118 nt
Organism: Mesocricetus auratus (golden hamster)
Lineage: Eukaryota; Metazoa; Chordata; Mammalia; Rodentia; Cricetidae
Gene: Rnf115
Product: ring finger protein 115
Exons: 9
Coding region: 128-1045 (305 amino acids)
Biological process (GO): positive regulation of DNA-templated transcription; ubiquitin-dependent protein catabolic process; protein ubiquitination
Cellular component (GO): cytoplasm; nucleoplasm
Molecular function (GO): ubiquitin protein ligase activity
Source: RefSeq, a predicted model, not a curated record
CCCUGCUGGAGCGGCCGGCCGCGCAGAGGAGGCGGCGACGGCGGCGGCGGCGACCGCAGCCCGGGAGGUAGCGGCCUGGGUAGGGACCGCCGGCCGCCCUUUCGGACACCCGCGGCCGAGGCGAAACAUGGCGGAGGCAUCGGCGGCGGGGGCGGACGCGGGCUCCUCUGUCACCGCGCACCGUUUCUUCUGCCACUUUUGUAAGGGCGAGGUCAGCCCCAAACUACCGGAAUAUAUAUGUCCCAGAUGUGAAUCAGGCUUUAUUGAGGAAGUGACAGAUGAUUCCAGUUUUUUAGGUGGUGGCGGUAGCCGGAUAGAUGAUAGCACGUCAACACAUUUUGCAGAGUUCUGGGACCGUCUGGAUCAUACAAUGUUUUUACAAGAUUUUAGAUCAUUUCUAACUAGCAAUCCACUGGACCAAGAUAAUAGAGCCAAUGAGAGAGGUCACCAAACUCACACUGACUUUUGGGGACCAAGUCGGCCUCCAAGGUUGCCAAUGACGAGAAGAUACAGGUCUCGAGGAAGUACUCGUCCCGACAGGUCACCAGCUAUUGAAGGAAUAAUACAACAGAUCUUUGCAGGAUUCUUUGCAAAUUCUGCAAUUCCUGGAUCCCCACAUCCCUUUUCUUGGAGCGGGAUGCUGCACUCCAACCCUGGGGACUAUGCCUGGGGUCAGACAGGGCUUGAUGCCAUUGUAACCCAGCUUCUAGGACAGCUAGAAAACACAGGUCCCCCUCCAGCUGACAAGGAAAAGAUCACUUCUCUCCCAACGGUGACAGUAACUCAGGAACAAGUUGAUACGGGGUUGGAGUGUCCAGUGUGUAAAGAAGAUUACACAGUUGAAGAGCAAGUCCGGCAGUUACCCUGCAACCACUUCUUCCACAGCAGCUGCAUUGUGCCGUGGUUAGAACUGCAUGACACAUGCCCCGUAUGUAGGAAGAGCUUAAAUGGUGAGGACUCUACUCGGCAAACCCAGAGCUCUGAGGCCUCUGCAAGCAACAGAUUUAGCAAUGACAGCCAGCUACAUGACCGAUGGACUUUCUGAAACAAAGACCACACCUGAACCAGGGCUGCCUGUAUUAGUCUUCUUAUCAUAGCUGUAAAUUGUAUAAAAACUAAACAAACAAAAUCGUAGAUGGAUUUAGGAAUCAUGUAAGAAACCCCAAUCCAUGAUAUUAAUGCAAUGAGUGUAUUUCUCUAAAUUUAAGGUUAGGACCUACAGAUGGGAUUGUAUCUAUAACCAAAUGCCCCUUGUUCCUGAAUUCAGAGUGAUACUUUUAAAAGUGUGAAACUUAAUAAUGUCCAUUUUGUCCUGCCUAGUAGAACAGUUCCUUUAAAGUCUGCCUAGGGUUCUGCUGUCAUAUUGUCUUGUAAUGGAUGUCUCUACCUCCUCCUCCAGUCCUAUCCCACCAGUAAUGGACAUUGCAGCAAAUACAGAGGAGCCUGAGCCCUAGGGUCUUGUUAUAUAAAGUCUUUUUUUUUUUUUUUGUCUUAAUUGUACAAGAGUACCUACUCUUGGCUAUAUUAGCAAGGUAGAACAAAUUAAGGAAAAUUACAGUGGGAAGGGAAAGUGGCCUGUCAUCUUCACUUUGAUUUUCUUAUUUUAAUUCAGGAAGUGCAGUUUCCCUAAAAAACCAACAUGGAAUGUCUUAGUCCUGGGUUGGAAAAAAUCUGAUUUUGGUUCCUUUUUGGCAUUAAGUUAGGCAGCAUAUAGACACAGAAGGACAGAUGUUGGAAUUCUUUACUACUGAGAUGUUUUUAAUAACCCUCAACUCAUUCUUUACUGUCUUUCAUACUAGGGACCUUACAAGAAUUUCCCUCAUAAAAAUAGGAUUUUUUUUAUUAGUGCUUCUAUACCAGUUUACAUUCUUGGUAAACUUAUUGUUAUUUAGGAAUUGAAAUUUUAUGUUGUCUGUUUUAGUUUGUAAAGCCCAUUUUCCGUGUGUGAAACUUCCUGUUCAGUUCAGUUCUAGCUAUACUUGGAAUCAAUCUGAUCAAUGUAAUCAUGCCCAAAACAGCUUAUUCUGGGAAAGGUAGACCUCGCUCUAUGUUCUAACGAUGCCAUACACAUGCUCUGCACAUGUUCAAAGCCGAAUGAAUAAAUGGAGAUUGUUGAGA